UGUGUGUGUGUGUGUGUCAUGGCUGACUAGGUUGUAUCAUUAUGAGGCUUCUCUGCCUCACAAGUAAAGUGAUACCUCUAGUCACCAUAGUGACACAGGUACUGAUCACUGGUGUAGGGAAGAGUUACCCUGUGAACGCAGCCGCUGCUGUCUGAUGCUCACCUGGAUCUUCUUUAGUCUUUCUCUCUGUUCUUUUCUCGCUACAGUGUUUGGGGUGUUAGAGCCCUACUCUCAGCCAGUGGACACGGCGUGGUAAAAUAUUAAUGCAGUAACCUCACUCUCUCUCUCUCUCUCUCUUGCUCUCCCUCUCUCCUUCUCCCUUUUUUCUAAUGUCACACACACUUUGGGGGUCCCUGCACCCUCUUCACAACACGAACCACGGAAGUCCCAAGUGAGCUGGCGCUGGCUACUCCAGCAGGGGGCCGAUUUGGUGGAGAUUCAGAUGGCCCCCCAGUUUACCGGCAGCUGUGGUUUAUAGUGGUAAUGGCUGGUGUGUCUCUGGUGCUGCUAGCUGUUUUUCUGGCUGUUGUUCUGCACAAGGCCCUCAACCGGCCUCCAUUCACCAGAGAGAGACCCCCGAUCGUCCCCCUACACCUACAGCACAGGAGUCCAAGUGCAGUCUACCCCCCCAGCAAUUCCUACCUUUUUGAUACAGUACCCGACACAACCAGCUCUCCCAACAGCGUUAUGCUGAAAAGCUUCACUAUGCACCUGGAGGAAGUGGUGGACUCUAAGGUCCUUGAGGAUGGUGUUUUACCCGAAGGUGAGAUGGGGGUCGUUACUGUGUCAACGGUCCACAUGUCCACUCAUGGCCUUACCCAGAAUCCCCUGCGACGGAGUGUGAGCCAGUUGAUUGACAGGAAGGGGAGGGAAGACGAUGAGGUGUGGGACCCCCACUUCAGAGCUCAUGACAGUGGCAUGUUUGAUGAGGAGUUUGUGGACACAGUUAAAGGCUUCAGCACUGUGAGGAAAGAACACACCAUGUUCACUGACACCAACCUGUGACCUGCUCUACAUGGAACCUCGGACCUCCUAUAGCCGGUGGCCCUUUCAGGGUGGGAUGAAGGUGGUCAGUAGGUGAAAUGAGAGGUAAAGAAAGAGUGCAUGGAUAAGAAAAACAGAGACAGAUCCAGGAAACUAAGGCAGAGGGAUCAGAAACACCUGCAGGACGUUGGUGGCCUCCUGUGGAUGCAGAGGGACUAACAACAUGUUUUUUGAAAGACUAGAAAGAAGAAUAGAAUAGAAGAGGAGUGACCUCAUUUAGGGGUCUUUGUAAAGCACUGAACGUCCAAGUUUACCAAAAAGGUCCUAAAACCACCAGUGUUAGGCUGGGGCAGGGUCCAAGCUAGCUGAGUUACACAGGAUAUGAUCCAUUACAGCCAGAGAACAGAGGAUAUUUACUAAAAUAGUAAAUAUUUUAAUGUUGAUUCUGUUAAGUAUAUAUCUCAUUAACUUAAUUGGUAUUCUGUAUUAUAAUGUAUGUAAUUGUUUGUACCUGCAGUAAACACUGACCUUUCUAUUACCAACCAACAAUAAAUGUUUUUUUUUUUUUUUUUUUU
Astyanax mexicanus (Mexican tetra) is the source of this 1559-nucleotide messenger RNA. RefSeq names its product usherin. The record is from RefSeq and is a predicted model, not a curated record. The transcript has 5 exons. Lineage: Eukaryota; Metazoa; Chordata; Actinopteri; Characiformes; Acestrorhamphidae. Bases 484 to 1005 code for a protein of 173 amino acids.